Messenger RNA from Closterium sp. NIES-65, 3678 nucleotides. Lineage: Eukaryota; Viridiplantae; Streptophyta; Zygnematophyceae; Desmidiales; Closteriaceae. The record is from the annotation of a GenBank genome assembly.
AUGCUGGAGUCGACCUGCAGGGCCUUCUUCGACCUGCAAGGAGUCCAGCUCCGUCCCGCCCCGGAUGCAGUCAUGACGACCCACUGUGCUCGAGUGGUAGAGAGCGCACCCGCACAGAACAGAUCCGAAGCGGUAGAGGGACAGAUAGACGUACCUGCCGCAAACCGGGACGCAAAUCCAAGAGUUGGGUUUAUUUCAUAUUCCCGCCGACCUGCACCGAGGGAUGCAGUACUCAGUGGCCCGACAUCAAGGGCAGCCACUGCUGACGAGCGUGAUAGGUCUGGAGAUAGGCAGCACAGGUUUGCUGAUCGGGUUAGGAUGCCGCAGGAACGCGAAGCACGGACGGAGACCGACUUGGCAAGCGUAGCAGAUGAAGGCGAGGAGGGUGUAGAAGAUCCACAGCUGCCAAGUCAGGUCGAACAGGCAGAGGAGCACUGGAGGAAGGCGGCUGAUGAAAAGCGGAUGGUCGAAGCAGAAGCCAAGAGUAGACGGGCUGAAGAGAUGCAGCGGCGCAGUGAUGGCGGCACCGAUCCUACCGUCUCUUUCCCGGGAACUGGAGACAUACGUGAAGCAUGGGAGCGUGGGGCACGAGCCGCUGCAAGGGCACACGUGGGAGAGGCAGGAGAGAAGCUCGCCAGCAAUGUGCGGCAGCAUAUCGAGGAGGAUAGGGGAUACGUGAAAGUUCGCUUGCCCAGCCUAAAGCGGAAGGCGGCAGAAGAGGCCCGGAGAGGGGACGUCGACGUGCCAGAGAAUUCGGGAGAGGCGAAAAAGAAGGAGGAGAGCAACGCGGGUGCUAAGGCUCAUAAGAUGGUGGAGGUAGAGGCGCACCAGAAUGCAGAGGAUGCGGCCCAUCGGUUCGUCGAUGCAGAGGCGGUACUUACGGCAGAGGACGGGGCGCCAAAGGAAGCAGAGUCUGCGGCGCAGCAGAAGGUGGGUGCAGAGGCGGUCAAGGGUGCGGAGGCAGUCGCGCGUAAAGAAGCGGGUGCAGCAGCAGAGCUGACGUCGGAGGCAGUCGAGCUGAUGGUUGUGGAGGCAGUGGCGCAGAAGGAAUCAGAGGCAAUGGCGAGCCAGAAGGAUGAGGCAGCGGCGCAGCAGAAUGAUGAGGCAGACGCACAUAAGGAAUCAGCGGCAGCAGCGCAGCAGAAGGAUGAGGGUGCGGCGCCCAGGAUGGUUGAGGCAGAGGCGCAGAAGGAAUCAGAGGCAGCGGCGCAGCAGAAGGAGGAGGGUGCGGCGCCGAAGAUGGUUGAGGCAGAGGCGCAGAAGGCAUCAGAGGCAGCGGCGCUGCAGAAGGAGGAGGGUGCGGCGCCGAAGAUGGUAGAGGCAGAGGCGCAGAAGGCAUCAGAGGCAGCGGCGCUGCAGAAGGAGGAGGGUGCGGCGCCGAAGAUGGUAGAGGCAGAGGCGCAGAAGGCAUCAGAGGCAGCGGCGCUGCAGAAGGAGGAGGGUGCGGCGCCGAAGAUGGUUGAGGCAGAGGCGCAGAAGGCAUCAGAGGCAGCGGCGCUGCAGAAGGAGGAGGGUGCGGCGUCGAACAUGAAGCAGCGGCGAGGGCAGAAGGCGGAGGCAGAGGAGCAGAAACAGGCUGCGGAAGAGGCACUACAACUGGCUCGGGCUGAAGCGCGGAAGAAGGCUGUUGUAGAGGCGCAGAAGAAGGCGGAGGGUGUUGCGCAGAAGAUGUCAGAGGCCGAGGAGCAGAAGCAGGCUGAGGCAGACGCACGAAGGAAGCCAGAUGGAGAGGACGGUUCAGAUGGGAAUAAAAUGGUACAGACAGAGGGACGGGAGACGGCGGGUGCUGAGGGGCACAUCAUCGCAGAGGAAGAGGGGCAGCAUAACGAGGAGGCAGCGUCGCAGGUAUUCGCAUACCGAGAGACGCAGAGCAUGGCAGAGACAGGGCGUCAAAAUACUAUGGAGGAGGUUCGUGUCGUCCCGGAGGCUGGAGUGGGGCACUACGAGGGAGAUGCGCUGGAAACAGAAGAGGAGCAGAAUGAGGAGGAUACGGUACAUCCGGCAGUACGGAUAUUUUUGGGAGGAAGUCCGACGCGGGGACCAGGAACCGGGGUAGAGGGGCCAUGGAGGGUGGCAGACGAUGGGGCGCCUAGGGAUACAGUGGGUCUCAACAGGCAGAGGCGGCCCACCCUUCACCAGAGAGCAGUGGAGAGGAAUCUCGGCCAAGGCGGGGUGGCAGAAGCGUUUUGGCAGGUAGAGUGGGUCGAGGCAGAGACGGCAAUACGGCGGAUGCUGCAUCGGACGAGUACAGUCCUGGUCGAACAAGGUGACAGGUUCGUCGAGGCCGAAAGCUGGGACAUAAGCCCGGCAGAGGUAACGCGUCGUCUGACGCUCUUAGCCCGAAUGGUGACGCAGACGUUCUGCAACUUGGCGGCCCGCAACAGCAGCAUCAGUCGCGACGUGGCCGAUCUGACCGUCCAUUACUGUCGCGACGCCCUGGCCAACCUGGAAGAAGUCCGCCAUGGAAACGAGGAACGGCGGCGCCAAGCUGAAACGGCGGCCAGGUUUCGCGAGGAGGUGGACACGAGACUCUCCAACUUGCAGGAGAGUAUCGUAAGGGUGAGUGAUCAGGUUCGCCAGUCGGGAGGGGGGAUGGCGGAGGGCACGUUAAAGGGGGUGGAAGAGAGGUUGAGAGAGGUUCUGAGAGAAGAGUCUGAGCGGCGGAACAGGGAUAGACUGCAGGACGAGGAGCGGAGGCAGAAGGCCAUGAGGAAGGAAGCAGACGCCGCAGAGAGACGGAAGAAGGAACAACAGCAGGAGGAAGCGCGUCGGCAGAAGGAGAUGAGAGAGGGAAUGAAGGAGAUGAAGGAGGCGAUGAUGAAGGAGAUGAAGGCAGAAAUGAAGGAGAUGAAGGAUGGGAUGGUAAACCAGAUUGUGGGGAGGUUGAGCGCGGUUUUGCGAGAAGAAUCCGAGCGGCAGAAGAAGGAGAGGCAAGUGGACGCGGAGCGGCGACAACAGCAGGACGCGAAGAGGAAACAAGUGGCGGACGACGAGGAGAGACGCAAGAGGAUACAACUGGACGAGCAAUGGCGGAAGGAGGAGGAGGUGAAGAGGAAGGACGUAGAGGCCACAGAGCGGCGGAGGAAGAACAAACAUCAGGAGGAAGAGCGACGGCAGAAGGAGGUGGAGGCGGGAAUGAAGGAAGUGAUGGAGGCUGUGAAGGAGAUGAAGACGGGGAUUACGGGGUGGAAGGAGGGGAUGAUAAGUGAGGUGGAAAAGCGGCUGUCAAUGGUUCUGAGAUUGGACGCAGAGCGGCGGCAAAAGGAGGAGCAGGGUAGGAAGGCAACGGAGGGAGAUCGGCGACAGAAGGAGGAUGCGCAGAGGAAGGAGGCAGAGGAAGCAGAGCGGGUGGAGAGGGAGAAACAGCAAGAGAUGGCGCUCCUGCAGAAGGAGGAGGCGCAGCGGAAAGAUGCAGAGGAGGCCGAGAGGCAGGAGAGGGAGAAACAGCAGGAGAUGGCGCGCCUGCAGGAGGAGGACAGGCAGAGGAAGGAGGCAGAGGAGGUAGAGCGGCGUCAGAGGGCGAAACAGCAGGAAUUGGACCGCCUGCAGAAGGAGGAGACGCAGAAGAAGGAGGCAGAGGAGGCCGAGCGGCAGCAGCGGGCGAAACAGCAAGAGAUGGAGCGCCUGCAGAAGGAGGAAGCGCAGAAGAAGGAGGUAGAGGAGGCCGAGCGGCAGUAG